AUGAUCUCUUCGUUUUCUUCUGAUAAUUUUUCUGUUAGCAGCCUAUGCAAAACCCUUAUGAUUUUAGGUCUGCUUCUUUAUUUGAUCUACGUUUCGCUUUCGACUCAAUAUCCCAAUUGUUCAACUUCUGAUUUCUUUACACCUAUCCAGAAAAGGGCACAUCCCACAAAUAAAUCUUCAGUAGAAAAUUCUAUUGAUUCUCCAACUAAUGUUAGCCAUCUUGUUUUUGGACUUCUUGGUUCAGUUCCAUCAUGGCCUCGCAGAAAGCCGUACAUCGAAUCAUGGUGGCGACCAAACGUUACAAGGGGAUACGUAUAUUUAGAUAGAGAACCAACGGAAGAUCUCCUCCCUUGGUCAAAGGAUUCUCCACCAUAUAAGAUAUCUGAGGACCUUACAGUAUUCGUUCAAGAAAUUAGGGGUAUUUACCUCAUGAAUAAAAUGGUAAAUGGAAUAAAGGAGGUUUUCAGAGAGGAGCAUGGAGAUCUCAGAUGGUUAAUAAUGGGAGACGACGAUACAAUAUUUUUCGUGGAUAACCUAGUUGAUGUUCUUUCGAAGUUAGAUCAUAAAAAGUACUACUACCUUGGUCACCAGUCUGAGUUUAUUUGGUCCAAUGUUUGGUACUCAUUCAACCAAGCUUUUGGUGGAGGUGGAUUCAUUUUGAGUUACCCUUUGGCAAAAGCCCUGUCAAAUGGCAUGGAAAAUUGUCUGAGAAGACAUGCACAUUUGAAUGGACGGAGGAACUCUGCUGAUAUGACAACGAUGGCCUGCAUCGCUGAUCUUGGAGUCGACUUGACUCCCCAUCUAGGAAUACACCAGGUUGAUUUACGUGGCGAUAUAUCUGGUUUUUUGUCGUCUCAUCCAAAAUUUCCUAUACUGUCAUUUCACCAUUAUGACGUGUUAGACCCAUUAUUUCCCUCCAUGGAUCGUUAUGAAUCGGCCCGCCACCUCAUGAAGGCAGCAAACGUCGACCAGUCUCGAUUGGUGCAGCAAACCAUAUGCCAUCACAGGGAAAGAAACUGGACUUUUUCAGUUUCUUGGGGCUAUUCUGCACAUAUAUACGAGAGAGUUAUGCCUCGGAGUUACUUACAAAAUCCCAUCGAAACGUUUGGUUUAUGGACAAGGAGUCCACACCCUCCAAAUUUUAUGUUCAAUACUAGGAUGCCCUCCAAUGAUCCAUGUGAAGCCCCUCACGUUUUCUUCCGUGAAUCUAUAGAAAAAACACCGAGAAAUGAGAUCUUUACCAGCUACUCUCGUGCAUUGCCCCGCGGGAUUCCAGCUUGUUCAUCAAGUGGAAACCAUACUGCAGAUUUUAUUUCCAAAAUUGAAGUCAUUUCUCCUGCAACAAAACGCCUAGAGACGGAUAGAUGUGAAUGUUGUGACAUUGUUCGUGUAGAUGGGACGAAGGCGAAGGUCAAAUUUAGAGAGUGUAUGAUGGACGAGGUCAUAGCCUAA
Molecule: messenger RNA, 1452 nt
Organism: Fraxinus pennsylvanica
Lineage: Eukaryota; Viridiplantae; Streptophyta; Magnoliopsida; Lamiales; Oleaceae
Source: the annotation of a GenBank genome assembly